AUGGCCAACUUCACAGCCAUUGCCGAAUGUGAGUGGUCUUUCGGGCCCGUCGCAACCCUUUGCGGCAACCAAUUCGACUUUACCCUUCUCUUCGAACAGUCUAUACUGAAUAUUGGCCCGUCUGCUGUACUACUUCUGGUCCUCCCUCUCCGGCUUCAACAGCUCUUCCAUCAACGUCGCAAAGUCCUACGACAUCCCUCGAAUGUCGCCAAAAUCGCCGCGUGCAUUGUUUUCGGUGGACUUCAGAUCGCCUUGCUCACGCUAUGGGCACAGGCGCCACACUCCGACCGCGUAUCGAUCGCUGCCGCAGUUCUUGGUGUUCUAGAUGCCUUCGCUCUCGCUCUCCUCAGCCACGCGGAGCACCUCCGAUCUAUCCGACCAUCCACCAUCAUCUGCGUCUAUCUUGCUUUCUCGCUCAUCUUUGAUGCUGUGCAAUGCCGAACGUUAUGGCUCCUCCCCGGCUUGCACAAGCUGGCGAGCGUAUUUAGUGCAGCACUGGCAGUAAAGCUGACCAUGUUUGUACUAGAAGUUCAAGGUAAACGCAGAUUCCUUCUCGCUGCUCUGCGGCACUUGAGCCCCGAAGCCACAAGCGGCAUCGUCGCCCGUGGUUUCUUUUGGUGGCUCAAUAGUUUGCUGGGGAAAGGUUUCAAAGCGACCUUGUCUGCUUCAACCCUCUACGACAUUGAUGAAGAGCUACGAUCUGAAUACCUACUCCAGAAGCUGAGCAGUGCUUGGAAUCAAAGGAGAGAGAAUGGGAAACUUGCCUUGUUACGCUCACUCUUCAGCAUGACGAAAAUGGCAUUGUUGUCCACGGCAAUACCCAGACUUGUCUUGAUUGGAUUCAGGUUCUCGCAACCGUUUCUCAUCAACCGAAUCAUCAGAUACGUGGACGGCGACCGAGGAUCUGAUCCUAAAUCUAUUGGAUACAGUCUUAUAGCUGCAACAGGUCUAGUCUACCUGGGCAACGCGUUGUCAAUUGGAUUCUACCAGCACACACUCUUCCGUUACAUCACCAUGAUCCGUGGAUCUCUAGUUUCCCUCAUCAUGUCAAAUAAUCUCGAUCUAGAUACAACAAAGGCAAGUGAUCCAUCAGCGCCCCUGACCUUGGUCAGCACCGACGUGAGGACUAUUUGCAAGUCCUUCGAAGAAGUCCAUGAAGUAUGGGCAAAUCCGAUCGAAAUCGUCAUUGCCACAUGGCUACUUGGAAGACAACUCGGUCUUGGAAGCAUAGGACCGGCAGUGACCGUCAUUGCUUGCACGAUUGGCAUCAUGAAAUUGUCCAAACUCAUGCCCCGAGCUUCCAAGAUUUGGAAUGAGGAGAUACAGAAGCGCAUUACAGUCACCUCAGAGGUUCUUGGUGUGAUCAAAGAGACAAAAAUGUUAGGAAUGGUGGACUUUCUUCAAAACGCCAUCCAAGAUCUAAAAAUUACAGAGUUGGGCAGAGCGAAACAAUAUCGCAUGCUCACCACCUACAUAAAUAUGCUAGGCAAUGCCCCGGCGAUGAUGGGCCCUGUUGUUACUUUCGGCCUUGCCAUACUUGCACAGGAGAUCAAUGCCGGACUGUCGCUCUCAAUUGCUACUGUCUUCACUUCGCUGUCCAUCAUUGAUCUGAUUUCCAGGGCUCUCGGUCACCUCCUCGCCUCAGUUCCGAAUCUCGUGGCAUGUUUGGGAAGUUUUGAGAGGAUCCAAACCUUCCUCGAACAGGCUAGGCCAACGGUCAGCACAGAUCCUGAUUAUUCUCGGACUGGAAAUCAGUCUGACCGUGGCUACGCUGGAACUGAUCAUAGCCUAAAGAUGCACGUUUUGCCGUCGAAAAACUCUUUCGGGCAGAGGAAUAUUGUGUCGAUACGGCGCGGUUCGUUUAGUUUCAAGACAAACGAGGAGCCCAUCCUGCAUGACAUCAACCUUCAUAUUCUGUCUUCGACUAUGACCAUUGUGAUUGGCAGAACUGGCUCUGGAAAGACCACCCUUCUCCGUGGUCUUCUAGGCGAACUGCCGUCCAACAGAUCUGUCAAUAGUCUAGAAGGCUCUGUGGCGUACUGUGCUCAGACAACCUGGCUUACAACCGAGACUGUCAAGGAAAAUAUUAUAGGACAAACACCUCCGGACGAGGACUGGUACGAGCGAGUAGUACAUGCUUGUGCUCUCGUACCCGACUUUUCUCAACUAGCAAACAGCGAUCACACAGUGGUGGGAAGCAAAGGGCACUCACUAAGCGGAGGUCAAAAGCAACGUAUUUCUCUGGCGCGGGCAAUAUUCUCCAGGAAGCCUGUUCUUAUCAUAGAUGAUGCCCUGGGUGGACUUGACAAUACCACUCAGACUCAUAUUUGGGAUUGUCUUUUCAGCCCACGAGGCCUAAUCCGCCAGUAUGGAGCGACCGUGAUCCUGACUACACACUCACUGAAAUAUCUGAAAUUUGCGGAUAACAUCGUCAUACUUGGCGACGACGGGCGAAUCGUCAGUCAGGGCGAUUUUGACACCGUUCAGGAAAGCACCUAUCUUCAAAACUUAUCUUUCGAAAACACGCAAUCCAAUGACAUAAAGGAAGUUGAUACCAAAGCCUCUUCAAGAUCUCGACAGCAAAGUCAGCCACAAAGCAAGGGGGUAGAGACUGAGUCCGACCAGGACCUCCUAAGAAAGGCGGCCGACACCACUCUAUACUGGUAUUAUUUGAAGUCCAUCGGUUGGCUGUUUGGCUUGGCAGGCGGAGUAACCUUGGUGUUAGGUUCUUUUUUCAGAGUGUUCCCUCACAUUUGGCUCAAGUUUUGGGCGGAAGAAGAUGCGAGGGCAGGCUCGGCAAAGACAGCCUUAGCACCAUUAUCGUUUUUUGGAUCAACAGACACCGGCGACUUGAUCAACAGAUUCAGCCAGGACUUGUCACAUAUUGACCAAGAUCUUCCCAUCGCAUUAUUCAUGACCUCAAUGAUGUUUCUGGAUUCUCUAGCAGCGGCCAUUCUCAUCUUCAUGGGUGCUAAAUACCUUGCAGCUGCUAUCCCAUUCGCGCUGAUCGCUCUAUACUUAUUGCAGGCUUUCUACCUGAGAACUUCUCGCCAGAUGCGAUUUCUCGUUCUCCAGGCGCAAGCACCUCUCCUCACCAAAUUAAUCGAGACGAUCGAUGGCCUGUCGACAAUCCGAGCUUUCGGCUGGCAGGCUGCCUUUCGAGAAACUUCGCUUGAUCUAUUGGAUCAGUCACAGAGGCCGUACUACUUGAUGUUUUGCAUUCAGCGCUGGUUUACUCUAGUUCUCGAUAUUAUUGUUGGUGCCAUCGCCAUAUUGCUUGUUUCGAUGGCCAUGAUGAUACCGAAUGCGACCAGUACGGGAGCCAUUGCCAUUGCGCUGUACAAUGUGCUCAACUUCAACCAAUCUCUGGCCACUUUGAUUACCUCUUGGACAGAGCUUGAAACAUCUCUAGGCGCUAUUUUUCGUUUGAGAACCUUUGUAUCUCGAACCCCAAUCGAUCCGACCCCUGAUGCCGGGGAGCAAGGGAAUAUUCCGCGCCAUUGGCCUUCCCAGGGUUUGGUCGAAAUAAAGAACAUCACAGUAUCUUACUCCGAGGAAACGAGGCCAGUACUGAAGGGCAUCUCGCUUUCUAUCCGGCCGGGAGAGAAGAUUGCGAUAUGUGGACGCACAGGCAGUGGCAAAUCAACCCUCAUUCUCGCGAUGUUCAAGCUGCUCGGCCUCGAUGCGGGCAGAAUCUUAAUCGACGGUCUUGAUAUUAGCAGUGUUCCCAACGAUUUACUCCGCCGAUCUCUCAUCGCCAUCCCCCAGGAGCCGCUUCUCUUCCCUGGAACUCUGCGUACGAAUCUCUUUCCCUUCAGCGACAUCUCGAGCGCGGAUGAGGUACCAUCCGACGCUAACCUCAUAAUUGCUCUAACCAAGGUUUCAUUGUGGCCAGCCAUCUUCUUGCAUGGGGGUCUCGACGCGGACGUCUCCAAUAUACCCCUGUCCAAAGGCCAAAAGCAGCUGCUGUGUCUGGCCAGAGCUCUCGUCCGGAAGAAUUCCAGCAAAGUCCUGGUUCUUGACGAAGCUACCAGUGCCGUCGACCGAGAAACCGAAGACAUGAUGGCCAGGGUCAUUGAGCGCGAGUUUGCUGAUCAUACAAUCAUUUCCGUGGUUCAUCGCCUCCAAGCCCUCCGUGGGAUUGACAGAGUUGUUACCUUGCAAGAUGGCCGAGUCGCAAGCAUAGAGCCUGCAGAGCACUGA
Molecule: messenger RNA, 4203 nt
Organism: Colletotrichum orchidophilum
Lineage: Eukaryota; Fungi; Ascomycota; Sordariomycetes; Glomerellales; Glomerellaceae
Product: ABC transporter
Exons: 10
Coding region: 1-4203 (1400 amino acids)
Biological process (GO): transmembrane transport
Cellular component (GO): membrane
Molecular function (GO): ATP binding; ATP hydrolysis activity; ABC-type transporter activity
Source: RefSeq, a predicted model, not a curated record